Molecule: messenger RNA, 720 nt
Organism: Brassica rapa (field mustard)
Lineage: Eukaryota; Viridiplantae; Streptophyta; Magnoliopsida; Brassicales; Brassicaceae
Source: RefSeq, a predicted model, not a curated record
AUGAACAAGACAUUGUUCUUGCGUAUUGUGCAUCGUCUCGAGCAAGAAGUGGAUUAUUUUAAACCAUCACAAGAUGCAACCGGUCGGUCGAGCCUAACCGCGCUCCAAAAAUGUACCGCAGCAAUUCGUCAGUUGGCGUAUGGUGGUGGUGCUGAUACCGUUGACGAAUAUGUCCGACUUGGUGAAACCACGGCAAGAAAAUGUUUGCACCAUUUUACCAACGGAAUCAUCCACUUGUUUGGCAACCAAUACCUUAGACGUCCUACACCGGAGGAUCUGCAAAGACUACUAUAUAUAGGAGAACAACGUGGAUUUCCAGGAAUGGUUGGAAGCAUCGACUGUAUGCAUUGGGAGUGGAAGAAUUGCCCAUCCGCUUGGAAAGGAAUGUAUUCACGAGGAACCGAAAAACCAACAAUUGUGUUGGAGGCGGUGGCUGAUUACGACGUCUGGAUAUGGCAUGCUUUUUUUGGAGCACCAGGUACUAUGAACGAUCUUAAUAUUCUUGAUCGAUCUCCAGUUUUUGAUGACAUUAUUAAUGGAAUAGCACCAGAAGUUAACUUCUAUGUUAAUGGUCAUACGUACCACAAACUGAGAAACAUUCAUUAUUUGCUAAGAAGCAAGAAGCUGUACGGAAAGAUGUUGAACGUGUCUUUGGAGUCCUGUAAGCUAGAUUUGCCGUCGUCAGAAAUCCAUCUAAUUUAUGGGAUAAACACAAGAUAG